UGUUAAGAUAGAAAUUUUCUACCAGAUAUUUUAAAACAUUUACAAGGAGGGUUGAAACGUUUGUAUGAAAAUCAGUUCUGAAUUUUCAGUAGUUUUAAUAUGCAUUACCUACAACCGUCAUUGGUAUAAUAUAAAACUGAAAUGUAUAUUUUUCACCAGUUUAAAUUCGUUAUAUACAGGAAAAAAGAAAUGUUUGUUACAUAUCCUAGAUGUUUUAGUAACUGCAUAGUAUUUAAAGUUGCAAGAUCUUUGUCAUCUCUCUCCAAGGAUAUUAAUAUUGCGGGUUCUGAUAAAAUAAAAGCUUUCGAAGAAAUACCAGGACCAGUAAGGCUACCAAUAAUUGGAAAUUUGUAUCAAUAUAUGCUGGGGAAGUAUAAAAUUGAGAGGUAUCACAAAGUGUUGGAAGACCUAUAUAAGCAGUAUGGACCUUUGGUAAGACAAGAUUUUGGGACUAGCACAGUCAUUCAUGUAUUUGAUCCAGAUGAUAUCAGAACUGUUUACAUAAAUGAGGGGUCAAUACCACAUGUUGUUCCACUCCAGGAGACAGCACAGUUAUACAGGCAGACACGGGGUAUGUCCCUUGGCUUAGGAAAUGUAAAUGGAGAUGAAUGGUAUAGAUUACGGAGUGCAGUUCGUCAAAUGAUGCUUCGGAGAAGAGAAGUCCACUACUAUUUACCAUUAGUGCAAGAAGUUGCAACGGAUUUUGUGAAACACAUCAUAAGAAAGAGAGGGGAAAAUGGAGAAAUUGAAAAUCUUUCAGAUGAGGUAGCAAAAUGGUCUCAAGAAUCUGCAGGAAUUGUAUGCUUUGAAAUGAGACUGGGUUGCUUGAGUGGAAAUUUAGAAGAAGAAAGAGCUCAGGCAAUGGUGAAUGCGAAUAAAGUUAUGUUUAAUUUGUCUGGGCAGUUGAAAUUUUCUCUUCCUCUCUACAAAUAUAUUUUCACACCAAAAUGGAAGAAACUUGUUGAGGCUGAGGAUUUCUUCUAUAAGACUGCAACUCAGUAUGUGAAUACAACAAUAAAUAAAAUAGAUGAUUUAAUACAAAGAAGUGAACUCCCAGAAGGAAAAUAUAAUUUUAUGACAUAUCUGCUCUCACGGAAAGAACUGAGCAGGAAGGAUGUAACUGUUAUAACAUUUUCCUUGUUUGCAGAUGGCCUAAGCACGACUGUUCCAGCUCUUCUGUAUAAUUUAUACUGUUUGGCGACCAACCCUGAAAUCCAAGAGGAAGCUUAUCGUGAAAUUCACAGAUACUUAGAAAGAGAUGAACCCAUUACAUACACUACCAUUAACAAGCUGUCAUACUUAAAAGCAGUCAUGAAGGAAACAUUCAGGUUAUAUCCCAUUGGAACAGAGAUUUCAAGAAUUAUUCCAAAGGAUUUGGUUCUUUCUGGUUAUCAUGUGCCUGCAAAUACUCAUGUUAAUUUAAAUCCACAUGUACACUUUAAGUCUGAAAAAUAUUUCCCAAGAGCUUCUGAAUUUUUGCCAGAGCGUUGGAUGCGAGGAGGAGAAUCCAGCGAUAUUCAUCCAUAUCUCCUUACACCAUUUGGCCAUGGUGUACGAACAUGUGCAGGGAUGCGUUUUGCUGAACAAGAUCUUCAUGUUGCCUUGUGCUGCAUUCUUCUGAACUUCCAGCUGAAGUACCCAGUUACAGACCCUCUGGAACAAAUAUACUCCACUUUACUCUUCCCGGACGGUCCAGUAAGAGUUCAGUUUAUAUCCAGGAACUGAACAUAAUUAUUAAUACUGUCACAUAUUUAUGGCUCCGUGACUAAUAAUGGGUUUUGGACUGGAUUUAUUAACACUUUACAGGUCAUAGCUACAAGUAAUUAUAACACCAUUGCUGAUUUCCAAUUUACAAAUCACUCCACACUAGCCUUUGCAGUCUAUUUCCACCAGUCUUCACUAUCUGUUUCCUGGCAAUGAAUUUAUAACACAACUAUAAAAGUCUCACUAAAUUACACACUCCCAAUAGCACUAUAUGACAGCACAUGUAAAGUCAUACACUAUGUCUUCUUGGCACAGUCUAAUUCCUUUGACGACUGACUCCAACUGAACCAUGCUGAAUCUUAUAUCCUCUCGGCAUGGACCGUGUACAGAGAACAUACGUCUUCCAUUGUUUCAUGCAUGUCUGUUGGGAUUCCAAUGUUAUCACUAACCAGCCAGUCCAUUAACAUGCAGGCUGCUGCCUAGCAAUGGUCUUGGCAUGAACCACAUAUAAAACACUGCUCCUGUAUUGAACAUAUUUUCCUAGAAGUGGGUUUUUCUGGCUCUAUAGCUUAAUCCUUUGAGCAAAUCCAUGACAAUACAUAACUAUAUGAGAUCAGUAAUAUUAUAUUUAAUUUAAUAGUAAAUUGCACUUGUGGACAGAAAAUGCGAAUUUUCUGACUGCAGGCUUCGCUCAUUGAUAAUAUGAAUAAUUUGCAAACUGUAUUUUCCAGAAAACUUCUGUGAUGUGAACUGCAUAACUUGUAUUCACACAAAACCCUUUCCAGUAAUUCACAGGGUUACUAUAUAUUAUUAGCAUAAUUUCAUGUCUGAUUGUGGACUUUACAUGUGAUAAUUCAGUUUAUUCUCAGCCUUAGUUCAUUCUUAAUCAAGUUAUCUUUCCCUAGAUUUUGCUUUGCAGAAAUCUCCUGUAUGCACACGUAUCACACCUUUCAGUGUCCUCUUCCUCCAACAGAACAGUCCCAUAUGCACGCCUUUUUAUGCAGAAGCAUUUUCGUUAGUUCCUUUCAAAGAAUUUUUUCAUUAUUAUAUUUAAGCAUCCUGUUAUACUCACACAAUAUAUAUGAGACAAACUCUGUCUUAAGUGCAACAAUUUAUUUGUAAUACAAUUUUUUCAUGCUAGAGCUAGUAUCGCCAAUCACAGUGGUUGUGUGGUCUAAGGCAUGAACUGUUUUUGCUAACUUGAACACUGGGAUUGUGGGUUCACAUCCCACUCAAGGCGUGCU
This is a messenger RNA of Cryptotermes secundus, 2948 nucleotides long. RefSeq names its product probable cytochrome P450 CYP44. The record is from RefSeq and is a predicted model, not a curated record. The transcript is spliced from 10 exons. Lineage: Eukaryota; Metazoa; Arthropoda; Insecta; Blattodea; Kalotermitidae. Bases 142 to 1725 code for a protein of 527 amino acids. Gene Ontology annotation, molecular function: iron ion binding; monooxygenase activity; oxidoreductase activity, acting on paired donors, with incorporation or reduction of molecular oxygen.